UGUGGGUCCCAUAAAAUGAUCAAGCUGGCCAGAUUGGGUCCCCAGGCCUGGAGUUGGACCCCCAUGUGAUGACAGCGCCCUCUGGUGGCGAGGUGCGAGUGUGUCCUGUCCGCCACUAACCCAGAGACGUGUUUAGAAAAGAGGAACAUAGACAUAGUCCUCCAGGCAACAUGUCCUCAUUGGCGGCUCUUGAGCGAGGGGCCCCACGCGGCUGUCACCCCUCCUAGCAGCACCUGUGGUCCCGCCAGCGCGCCCGCCUGUCCCGCACCGGAACAAAGUUGUGUGCUCCCGGAGAUCCGAGCAGAAAGAAGCCGACGUGCUCCGCGUCAGCGGCGGCAUGGAGACAGUGUGACCGAGCCGCGAGCAGGAAUAUGCGGCAGUGUGGCCCCCUCCCUCCCUUCCUGUCCUGCGGUGCAUAUCUACAGCAGCCUGCGUCCUCCACUCCACUCCUGCGCCCGCACGCUCCGCGGGGACGACGGCAUCUCCCCGAGAAAGUUUGCACAAGUGCUGCAUGUCCGGCAGCAGCAUUUGGAGGCGGCCAUGGACUGAGUGACGGAGGCAAGGUGAGACUUUGACGAGCCGUCAACUUGUCACCGGCAUGCCGCCCUGGACGGGAGACUGGCGGAUGGAAGCCGGACUUGAGCGUCUUUGAUCGGGCACGGAGGACGUUUUUGGAUUGGUCCUCAGAUAUAUAUUCCAUUUUGGCCUGGACUCCUGCACACCAUGCGGAUUAUGCUGCAAGUUAUUCUUGGAAUGUUUCAAUUCCUGCUGCUCGCCACAAUCCCCAUGUCCCAUGCCAAGCUGGCUCUUUGGCGGCCUACGGACCCGGCCAAGUCCAGAGAAGUGCGGCGCUGGCUGGAGGUGUACUCACGCAGCGGCUGCCAGCCCCGGGAGACCCUGGUGGAGGUGUGGCGGGAGUUGCCGGGGGAGACGCACCAGCUGUUCGUGCCUUCCUGUGUGGCGCUCAGGCGAUGUGGCGGCUGCUGUGUGGACGAGGCCAUGGAGUGUGUGGCCUCCAUCACGCACACCCUCACCAUGGAGCUGAUGAGGACUUCCUUCAUGAAGCACGAGCUCACUGAGUUGUCCUUUGUGGAGCACAGCCAGUGUGAGUGCCGAGUGAAAGAAGAGAUGCAGCACACAACAACUACAAGACCCAAUCACACGCCGGCAAGAGUCAAGAAAAAGAGGCAAGGAAAGAAGACGAUUGCAGCCACCAGAACUACCACCCGCGUCUUACCGCCUCCCGCCACCACCAUUUCCCCUUCGCCGUCCACGCGGCCUUCCUGUGGUCCCUGCAGAGGCAGGAAGUGGACCCUGGAUGCAGAGUCCUGUGGAUGUGUCUGCACCCUCACUGCUGAGAGCUGCCGCCGGAGAAAUAGGAGGCUGGACCCUCGCCGCUGCAGGUGGCCACUAACACGCAAUACUAAUACUACCAACUUGGAUGUACUCUAGACUGUGUACCAGUACCAGGGGUGUCCACACUGUGGCUGGCGGGCAGAUGUGGCCCCGAGGUCUUCAUUUUGUCCCGCUGGACCUCACAAGUUUAGUAAGGAAUCCGCCUCCAAUUUCAUUUGAAAUAUAUGACAUGUGUAUUUCAGGUUAAUGACCAUGAAUUGGUAUAUAUUGGUAAGAAUAGGUAUAUAAAGUGCACUUCUGACUUAAGAAUGUUGACUUUACAUUGAAUAUCUAAUGAGAUGUAGUGGUAAAUAAUAAUGAUUAGAUUGAAUAAAUUAAUAGGUAUAUAAAGUGCACUUCCAACAUUUGUAUUUCAGGUUAAUGACCAUGAAUUGGUGUG
Nerophis ophidion (straightnose pipefish) is the source of this 1795-nucleotide messenger RNA. RefSeq names its product vascular endothelial growth factor Ba (gene vegfba). Bases 724 to 1452 code for a protein of 242 amino acids. The record is from RefSeq and is a predicted model, not a curated record. The transcript is spliced from 7 exons. Gene Ontology annotation, biological process: vascular endothelial growth factor signaling pathway; sprouting angiogenesis; positive regulation of mast cell chemotaxis. NCBI's taxonomy places the organism in Eukaryota, Metazoa, Chordata, Actinopteri, Syngnathiformes, Syngnathidae. Gene Ontology annotation, cellular component: membrane. Gene Ontology annotation, molecular function: growth factor activity; vascular endothelial growth factor receptor binding; chemoattractant activity.